AUGUCGAAAGUGGUCAGAAGACUCACGUACGUGCACGUGAACGACGAUGGGCGCCCCUUCUCCGUGCAGACUUGGUCCGAGCGGCUCUUGUUAGUAAAGGAGACAGCUCACGAAUUACAACAGAAGUAUCUGGCAUCCUGUGACAAUGCCACGAGAUUCCAAGCCUUCGCACGAGCUGUGGGAGAUGGCAUGCUGAUAACAAUGCAGCUUCUUGCUCGCCGUCCAGUUCACCGAUACUUGGGUACACGCGCACCACCAGAGCAGGAGAUCGAUAUUUUGGAGUUAUCACUGGAUGUCUUAGAACAGGGCACAAUGAAGUUUUCGACCUCUGAAUUUGCCGCCUGGAAGUGGUUUGCGUGGUCCAAGUGGUAUGCUGUGGCGAUUCUUCUUUCGGAGCUUUGCCAAUAUACCUGCGGUACACUCCAUGACAGAGCAUGGACAGCUGCGGAGAGGGCUUUUGCCAUCUACAAGCAGUCGGAGCAGCCCGGACCUUUGUGGACCGCCAUGGAACGUCUGAAACACAAGGCAGACUCCCGCAGACCGCUAAGCAACGAAAACAUACGCGCAGAAGAUGUCGGCAACGAUGAGCACAACGGCAAUCUCGAUUCAUCUGAGUAUCAUUCACCACCAUUUGCGACAUUGCCAGAAACCUAUGCGAUGAUCAGCUGGGAUUCCUUCCUGGUCGAUGCGACAAAUAACGACUUCUUGGAAUUUGCUGAAUAA
Messenger RNA from Cyphellophora attinorum, 723 nucleotides. RefSeq lists its product as uncharacterized. Bases 1 to 723 code for a protein of 240 amino acids. The transcript has a single exon. Lineage: Eukaryota; Fungi; Ascomycota; Eurotiomycetes; Chaetothyriales; Cyphellophoraceae. The record is from RefSeq and is a predicted model, not a curated record.